GCUGCGGGGGCAGCCCUCCGUCGGGUCCACGUGCCCGUACGGCAGCGCCGAGCUCGAAGUUUCCCUCACGUCGAGGGACGUGUAUUCUAACGUACAGGAACUUCAGCAUGUAACCGCACUAUAGGGACCUCAGUGUACCCCUCUUCACAGCACAAACAGAUACGUUUGGAAAUGGAGGUGGAGGAGGCAUAUGAAAAAGGAGAGAAUACUCAGGGGAAAAUGACUCGAGCUGAAGCUGCAAAAUUAGUGAAAAAGAACUUUCUGGAAGCCCUGAAGUCCAAUGACUAUGAAACACUGGAAGAGCUCUUGAACCAAAAGAAAAUAGAUGUGGACACGGUGUUUGAAGUGGAAGAUGAGAAUCUGAUUCUGGCAUCCUACAAACAAGGAUACUGGCUGCCUAGUUACAAAUUAAAAAUAUCCUGGGCAACUGGACUUCAUCUGGCUGUCAUGUAUGGGCAUCUGGAGAGUCUUUCAGUCCUGCUCAAUCACAAAGCUACGAUCAACUGCCGGCCCAAUGGGAAAGCUGCAAUCCACAUAGCGUGUGAAACAGCAAAUGUUGAGUGUCUCAAGAUCCUCUGCAACCAUGGAGCCAAGCUGAACUGCUUUUCAAUGAGUGGGCAGGCGCCCUUGCACUUCUGUACAACACUAACCUCCAUUCCUUGUGCCCAGCAGCUGAUUUGGAGAGGAGCCAACGUGAACAUAAAAACCAACAACCAAGAUGAGGAGACCCCUCUGCACACUGUUGUGCGUUUGGGUAUCCCCGAGCUCGUGGCUUUCUAUGUGGAACAAGGGGCGCAGGUCGAUGCUCUCAAUGCCCACAUGGAGACCCCCCUGGCUUGUGCAGUCUACUGGGCCCUUCACUACAAGGACCAGACAUACAGCCCCGACCACCACCUCAUCUGCCGGAUGCUCUUAGACUACAAAGCUGAAGUGAACACUCGUGAUGAGGACUUCAAAUCUCCACUCCACAAAGCUGCCUGGAACUGUGAUCAUGUACUGCUUCACAUGCUGCUGGAAGCAGGAGCAGAAGCCAACGUCAUGGAUGUCAAUGGCUGUGCACCCCUACAGUAUAUCAUAAAAGUGACAUCUGUGAGGCCAGCUGCCCAGCCUGAUGUCUGCUACCAGCUGCUACUGAAUCAUGGAGCAGCCAGGAUAUAUCCCCUGCAGUUCCACAAGGUGCUACAAGCCUGUCAUUCCUACCCCAGGGCUGUGGAGGUGGUCGUCAACACCUAUGAACACAUCAAAUCAACAUCAAAGUGGAAAGCGGCCAUACCUGAUGAUGUCUUUGAGCGGCACCAGGAUUUCUACGACUCCUUAUUCAGUGUGUGCAGCAAUUCACCACGGUCCCUCAUGCACUUAUGCAGAUGUGCUAUUCGGAUGACACUGUCAGAACGAUGCCACCGAGGCGUCCCCUUGCUCUCCAUCCCACUGUCCAUGAAGAAGUACUUGCUGCUGGAACCAGAAGGAAUAAUCUACUGAGCCAGUGCCCUGCUGCUGCCUGCGUCUUCAUGGAGUUGCAGGCCCUGUGCUCACACAAACCUUCACUUCUGUGUGGCCUGAGGGCUGGCUGGCAUUCACUGGCCCUCCUCAGAGCCUCCUUGGAGAAGCAGAGUUGGAAAGGCACAACCAAAUGAACACAUCCCUCACUGCUUUGUUGAGCCUAGCAUGAACAACCCAAGCAAUGAUGCUUCCAUUUCUAUCAGUAUUUAUUCCACUGUCUGAUAUGGUUAGAUUCAAUCUGAGCAGCCCUUAAUACUGUUUCACUGCAGUUUUCUUUAGCUGUCAUUUUAGGAGUAAGAGGAUACUGUCAAAAAGUAGUGUGUUCAUUAGUCAUUGGAAUGCUUUCCCAGAAAGAAAUGGGCAAACUGAUUUGUAUUAUGACCACAGUCAGGAUUGCAGUAGUUUCCUAUGGAUCAGUACUGAAUUUGGGAUUAAUACGUUGUUCACUACACCUGUCUGUACCUUAAAGUUUUGUCAUAAUACUAUUCUUUUUAAUUGCAGUAUUUUUUUCCAUUAUCCAUCCUAGUAUAGGAAUGGGACUGAAAUCUGCAGCACUGACAAUUCUGUGUGUUCUUGUUCAUGCCUUGCCUUGGUAGCUUUUAGAAGAUGCUGUCUCUGUUUCCACUCUCAUCGUGACCUGCAUUAAAUUCACAUCCUGAUAUGGAAAAGGCAGAUGCCCUGGACUUAACUGUGUCAGCUCACUUACAUACACACAUCCUUCAGGAUGGUUGUGGGUGGAAUCUGUGAAGAAUACGAAAAUUUCUGUCCAUUGGUUACAAAAGGAUACUAACCUAUUAAUGUGGACUAGAUAGCUCAUUUUUGAGCAGCUAAGCACAGGUGAAAAGAAUUCCACCUUAACUGAAAGGUGUUUUCACAUUGAGGAAACUGGGCUGAGCUGUUUCACACUUGUCAGCUGCUUGGUGCCUUUGAACCUGCUGAUGCUGUUUCCCACAAAACAGUUUCUCCUGGCAGAGCCAUUGUCUCCAGUGCAGGGGAAGAAAUGCAUGGUGCACUCUAGGUAUCCUGCAGCAACAGUAAUGUAUAAUUUGACCUAUUGAUAAAACUCAUUUUUACUCCCUAUUUUAGUUUUAUGCAGUCCAUUUGCACUGUUCUUCAUUUAGACUCCGAUAACUCUGGGCUCUGAUAGAAGGGAGGUGAGCUGGGCCCAUCAUCAGAAUCCAGCAGCCCCUGACUUCUUACUGCAUCUUUGGCUGAUGCAGUGGUUCCUUACUAUCAUUAUUAACUCUCUGCAAGAGGUCCCACAUCUUGCUGGGCUUUUCCCAUCUGUACAGGAGCAGCCAAGCUGUUCAGCGUCUCUGUGCUUUGCAAGGUGUCAAGAACAGCACCCAAAGAAAUGCUCAGAAUAUUUAGUAUUAUAAAUCACUUUGCUGACAGAAAGCACAGUGAUAAGAGCUCUUACCAUUAGUAACAGGCCUAACAAGUGUUACAUCUAUAUCAAAAGCAGUCCCACAGUCACUGGGGAGUCAUAGGACCACACAGGUUGGAAAAGACCUUCAAGAUCAAGUCCAGCCACCAACCUGACCUGCUGAGUGCCAUCACCACACCGCAUCCCUCAGUGCCAAUCAAGCCCUGUACUUUACUAAAAUGAUGAAGGGUUUCUAAAGUGAAUUUUGAGGGACUGGGAAAGCCUACAUAAUAUAAAGCCACUGCUUUUCUAAGCAAUGCAUCUGUGUAAGUCAGGAAUAGGGAAAAGGACUUGCCAGCUGGACAAGGCAAGAAAAUAUUUGUUUCUUUCUGAACAGUCUGACAGCAGGACUAGCUGCACCCUCCAGAAGAGGCAGAUGGGGGUGCCUGGUUUUACUUUGCAGGCAUACUCAUGCUGGUGGCUUCAGGAUGUGAUAUUCUGCAUCUGGAAGUGGGAGGUUUAAGGCAGAACAAUAGCACUGUUUUUGACCUGUCUUAGUGAGGACUCUCUUGCUGAGAGAGAAGAAAAAAGACUGUCACCACUGUUCCUAAAUUCCCCCUGAUCCUCCCUCUUCACAUUGAACAAGCUUAAUUUUUAUUCUGCAGGCACCCAGCCUCACUUCCAAGCUUUGUACCCAAGCAGGUGCCAGAUUACAGCCAUUGUGGGAUGUGACAGAGAGCACAGUGGGAUCAGGCUGAUUAUAGUCAUAGGAAUUUGCAAGCUGUUAAAACACUGGAGAACAUCCCCACUACAGAAAGAAAAAGACUAAUUGAUGCACUUUAAUUGGUUCUGUUGUUUGAGUUAGAAGAACAACAGUAAGCAAACUUAUUAUUUGCUACCUUUUAACAUUUCUUUCUUUUUAAAUCUCACUGCAGUGACAGUAAGACUAAAUACAUCUAGUUUCUGCGCACUAGAUGGAGCUGCCCAAGUGAGGCAUGGGGGCACCUGAUAUUUGCUAAAUUUACUGGCUGCACAGUCUUAUUACUCUUAGUGCAGAUUCAUUGGAGAUUCAUGCUGUUAUAUAACUUCUGAUCAUGCCUGUAUGUUUCCAAAGCUGCAACAAAUUGGAUGGCUGCAAAUGGAAAUAGAAAGAGACCAGGCUGCAACCCCUAUGCUGUAAGUUUGAACCUAAUCAUGAGCUAAAAUAACAGAAAAUUAGUUUUAGCAUUGCUUGGUGUUGCCUUGCCUUGCCUUCCUUUCCCUUCUCUUCAUUAUUUAUUUGUGCUAUUUGUCUUCUCAGUAAAAAUGUAAUCAUGUCUGAGAAAUUUUCACUGCAUUUCACAGCCUGUUAGAAUAUUUAAAGCACACAGGAGCACAAACAAUGAACUGUUGUUCCCACUGGCAACCCUUUCCCACAGCUCCAUUAGUGACUUGUCAAUAAACAACCUGGUGAUUUUUAGAAGGUGCAUAAGAAGAGACGUUCUUAAGCCAAAUACUUUGUUAUUCCAUCUAUGAACAUAGACGUAGAGACACUCCACAUGUUUUUGUGGGCCAGUGCAGAGCCAUAAUCCAGUUUUUCACAGACAUUCACUUUGUAUACUGCUCUUAUAAUAAUUUGAAACCUUCUCUAUUUGAUGUCUGACUUGUUCCAGCUUGACUCAAAACUCCACAGAUUUAUCCAUGGAGAAAGCAUGUAGGUGAAACCAAAAUCAAUCUAAAAGUGUUCAGGACUGUGUUUUCAUUCAAAAUCUUAAACAACUAUUCACAUUUUUCAGCCUUCAGAAACCAGGACAGUGAGCCUGAAACAGCGUGACUAGAGAAGCUCUACUGCACUGCUGCUGAUCAUGCCCAUCUCAUGCCAAGGAGAGGAGCCAGAGACUGCAAAGUGGCAACUCGGGAAAUUGCAAGAGGGAGCAGCUCAUCUUACUCAGUUCCUUCUCAGCAUGUAGCAAGUGAGUCACCCUUGAGACAGGCUACUUUUCCAAUGUUGCUCCUAGAUGGUAGGUAGGGAAAGCUAUUUUCUCUGUUGUGUCCCACUGUGUGCAGAGCUACCAAGACCUUGAGAGUUGCACAAGGCUUAAAAAUGAGGCAAGUAUGUUUUCUCUCUGCAAAGGUGACUUUGUAUACAACUGUCUGCAUAUAGGAUGGUCCUAGAGCACAAUGUAUUUCAUUACUCCGUACUGAUACUUUAAAGCAAUACUCAACAGUCCUGCUUUAAAUACUCAACACUCAACAGUACAAAAUCCUCCUUCAAACACAGGCUACCUGGUAAGAGUCUAUUGCUUGAUUGAAUGGCAGCAAUAGUAAGUCUCAGAUCUUUAGCACAACUGGUGCUAAUUUCACAUCCCUCACUCCUCUGAUAGCAUGCAUUAAGUACACUAGUGCACUGAGACAAGCUUAUAUUAUAAAGAAGAAAAGGUUCAAAGCCCAGAUAAUAAAUAUAGGGCUCUGGGACCACAUGGAACAGGUAGCCAGGAUCUCAGUCUCUUUCUGUCCUCAGUGCUUGACAAGCCAGCAAGGGAAGGAGCCAAGCUGGCUGCAGCCCUUCCCAUGCUCUUACAUGGCCUUGGCACCAGGGCAGUGUGGAGGAUGCUGCUGCUGCCUGAAUCAUCUUGAAAAGUUUAGGACCAAAACUGCUGACUAGAAGAAAGCAGACUGUAUGGUCUGUAUGUGCAUUGGCACAUGAGUUCAUUCAUAGAAUCACCAAGGCUGGAAAAGACCUCCAAGAUCAUCUAGUCCAGCCAUCUACAAUAUUCCCACACUAAAACGUGUCUCUUAGUACAACAUCUAAAGGUUUCUUGAUUACCUACAAGGAAAGCGACCUCACCACCUCCCUGGGUAGCCCAUUCAAGCACCUGACCACUCUUUUGGAGAAGAAAUUUUUCCUAACAUCCAACCUGAAUCUCUCCUGGUGCAACUUGAGACCAUUCCCUCUAGUUCUAUAGCUAAUAGCACAGGAGAACAGGCCAAAAUCCACCUUGCCACAACUUCCUUUCAAGUACUUGUAGAGUUCAGGCAGUUGACUCUUCAUAUGUAAAGAGACUUGGAGAGAUAUUCCAGUCAAAUCUUUGCUCUAAUUCAUAACAGAACUUUUCAACUCAAGUCAGGGUGUCAGGGCUGAAACCAAUACUUUCUACAGGAAUUUUGGCAUUAGUGAAAUUUUCUUUCUUCAAAAUCACUUACCAUCUUGAAAGAUCACUUCUUUCCAUGGGGCAAUCUGUUACAGCCUAUACUCCAGUUCUGACAGAAUCAAAUGCUGUGAUUGUGAGUUUCUUUAUAUCUCCCAACCAGAGCAAGAUUGACAACUAUUUCUAUAAAAUGUCAGAAACACAAUUAUUAGAGGUAGAGGGAAGAUUCUGGUCUGCCAUGAAAGGCAGCAGCUUUACUUUUAGCUGAAAGUACUGCUGGGCCAAUUAAAAUGAUCACAGAGACUCUGCUCCUUCAUAUUAUAGGAAUGCCCUUUCAAAAUGCACUACAACUUUUGGCAGUACAUUUUGCCCGUGGGACAAAUGCCUGUAAAUUAAAUAUACAAAAGUUCAGUUUUCGAGAUUGGAAGGAAGAUUGAAAUAGUCUGGGGUGGCCUGUGCUCUUAUAUACCUUUAUUAUACUUGGAAAAGCCAAGGAGGCAUGCUAGCUUUUCAGCAUGCUCCAAGCUUUGCAGGGCUCUUGAUGGGCUGCUGCUGCUUUUCUGAAAUGCUGCAAGAUACAGAUGGGUCAGACACAGCAAUAUUUCCAUUUACUUUCAGGAUAUGGAAGUAGCAUUUCCCUGUGCUCCCUAGGGUUUGCACUUCUACUAAAUGACAGUGCAGAACAUGCUAUUAGCAGAGAUGCCAAAGCCUAGCUAGUGCCUGACACCUUAACCUCCCUAAGAAUUAUAUUAAAGUAGUGGAAAGAUCUACCACAGUCUUUAUUUGGGAACGGCAGGAACUUCUGCUACAGCAGAUGAGUGAGCGGGUCAGAAAAGAUUGCUAUAUACAGCAACUGUCAGAUGAAAUUUGUUGGCUGCUCCAAAUUUUUUUUCCUGACCAUUUCUCCAAAUGCACCUUAAGCUUCAUAGCACAUAAAGUGGAAAGGUAACUAAGACUACUAUGCAUUCCAAUGACCUGUUUGAUUUUAAUAUACAGUUAACAUUUCCUUAGCCCUUUGCCUUGCACUGGCACCCCAUGAAACACUGCUAAAUUACAAUUAAGGCAUUUAAAACAAGGACAGAGGGGCACAGGAUAAUUUUUACACCACUGGUGAACUGCUGUGUUCUUUCCAAUGAGGGCUAGCUGGGGAUGCUGCUACCAGCCUUUUGCUUGGUACCAGAAUACAUCUGCACUUCAGCCUUUUAUCAGUGCAAUUGAUAUGGUUCCUAGGCUGUUUACACUGCAAUUAGCACUGGGUUAGAUUAUGUCAAUAGUGACUGUCAACAGCGAGCUGCACUGGGUACAGCAAUAAGCUUGCUGUCUAUUUUUGGUAGAUGGAUGUUGAAUGCAGACAAGUUUGAUCAAGAAAAGAGAUCUUCACCUGUUCCUGAUAACCUCACAAAACCCUCCAGCUGGUGAGGGGCCAAGAACAGAUAACUCUUAAGAUCUGAGGAAAAACAAGCAAGAACAGAAGAGUAGCAAGCCUGCUUCAGAAUAAUGCCCCAUAAAAGAGGAAAGAGAAUAGUGGGACUUAUAAAUGCACGGACUCUGGCUCAAGCCGUGCAAAAACUGAGGUGCUGCAAAAGGGCAAGCCAGUACCUUAGCAGGCCACAGGCAUGCAGCACAUUGGAGAUCCAGGCUGAGACACUGUGAUCAGUACAAAGCUGUUUUCUGACAGAAAGUAACAGAGGUAUUUUAACAUCCAUGCAGAGAAAAAUCACCCAAUAGGGCCAACUACAGAGAAGUCCAUUGAAUUACACCUACCUACUAAAGCUGAGCCAACACUUCUGAGUCGCUCCUGCUGUUUCCCAGUGUGCAUGGCUCUCAUGAACUCAAGGUCAUGCUGUCUGCUUGGGUCAGCACUGAACAAAUCUCUCACUGCCAGCAGCUCUGAGCUAGCCUUGCUGGAAAUUCCAGCAUGUCAUUCAGGUCCAUUUCUCCCAUAGCCUUGCCUUUCCUUUAUCAUAAAUCCAGAGAAUUUCAGUGAUAACUUUCUCUUUCACCUUUACAGUAUUUUGGUAGCUUUUGCUUAGGGCAGCUUUUUUGCUACAGAGAAGAACAGCUAAAAAUAAUCUGAAAUGAAUUACACAGGUCCAUGCACACACCAAAUCAGAUUCUUCUCAACUGACGGAAUUUUGACCAUCUGGAAAGAAGAACAAUUAACUUUUAUAUUUACACCUGUUUGCUCAUAUAUCAGGACACUGAUUGUAUAAUUUGCAGCUGCUGUGUAGAUGCAGUACAGAAUGUGCUGCUGCAUUUUCCCAGUCUUAAAGUUCCCUAAUGCAAUCAGGUAUGCUGUGAUCUGUGGGUUGUGUGACAUUCCAGAAUAAAACUGAGAGCCAGUUGCUUUA
This is a messenger RNA of Tympanuchus pallidicinctus (lesser prairie-chicken), 8345 nucleotides long. It is a transcript of the gene ASB4, whose product is annotated as ankyrin repeat and SOCS box containing 4. Gene Ontology annotation, biological process: negative regulation of delayed rectifier potassium channel activity; intracellular signal transduction; neuronal action potential. The transcript is spliced from 6 exons. Lineage: Eukaryota; Metazoa; Chordata; Aves; Galliformes; Phasianidae. Gene Ontology annotation, cellular component: axon initial segment; membrane; synapse. Bases 172 to 1479 code for a protein of 435 amino acids. The record is from RefSeq and is a predicted model, not a curated record. Gene Ontology annotation, molecular function: transmembrane transporter binding.